Sarcophilus harrisii (Tasmanian devil) is the source of this 1736-nucleotide messenger RNA. It is a transcript of the gene CYSRT1, whose product is annotated as cysteine rich tail 1. The transcript has 2 exons. NCBI's taxonomy places the organism in Eukaryota, Metazoa, Chordata, Mammalia, Dasyuromorphia, Dasyuridae. The coding region runs from base 148 to 555 and encodes 135 amino acids. The record is from RefSeq and is a predicted model, not a curated record.
GUUCAGCUCAGCAGACACCUAUCCUGGUCCCAGAGUGUCACAGGGACAGGACCAACACCAAACACUUGCCUGUUUCAGCAGAAGCAGGGGCAGAUCAAACUCCUCCCUUCCUCCCUCCCUCCUUCCCUGCCAAUUCCCAGCAGCUCCAUGGACCCCCUUGAAUCUGUGGUGAAGAACCCAUACACCAGCAUUAACAUCCCCCGAGCCCACCUUCGCCCAGACCUAGAGCAGCAGCUGGAACAGAGCCAGGACACUGCAUACCCUGGGGCCAGACCUAGCCCCGUACCCGCUUACUCCCCGCCAGGGGGUGGGUGGACCCAGGAAGAAGCCAAAGGAGGGUCUCAAACUCAGACCCAAGCGCCUUGGCAACAGCCAGGGAAUCCUUACUCCGGCCCCCAGCAGACAGCAGGGGCCACAGAGCCAGCUUACACUACAGUCCCACCCGUACGGCGAGGGGACGACAUCGCCCACCACUGCUGCUGCUGCCCCUGUUGCCAGUGUUGCCGCUGCCCCCGCUGCUGCCGUUGCCACCGGUGUUGCUGUGUAGUCUCCUAGCUCUGAACACCUACUCCAGAGGAACCCACACCGAAGGAGCCCCCGGCCACAAUGCAGCCGGGUUUGUUGUCAUUUGGGGAUAAGAGGCACAUAUCCCUCUGGAUGGCUCCCUCUUGGAUGGCAUCUAGUCACCUCUAGCCAAAGGAACUGGAGCUCAGGACAGAGGCCAAAAUCAUUAGGACUGAAUGUAUUUCAAAUCUUCCUAUCUUCCUUCCCAAGUCAUCAAUCAUGACAGAACAGAGGCCUGGGCAGAAUCAGGAGCCCAGGAAUCGCAGAAUUUCUGAACACAAAUGAACCAAAGAGAUCAUAGAGUCCAACUUGUACCUGAACAGGAUCCUGUGAUGCCCUUGAUAAAUGGGUAUAUAAUCACUACUCAAAAAUUGCCAGUGGCCAGAAGCUCACUACCUGCUACAGGAGCCCAUUCUGCCUUUAACUGAGACUGCUUAUUCAAAAGUUUUCCCUUAUGUUGAAUGGACAUAUAUAUCUUGCUAUAAAUUCCAUGCAUUGAUUUUAAUUCUAUCCUUUGGACCAAGUCAAAAACCAAGUAAAUUCCUCUUCCCCAUCACAACUCUUCAGAUAGUUGAAGGCAUCUAUCAUGUCUCUCCAGGAUUAUUCUUCGCUUCUCCGUGGUAAACAUACCUUGUUACUUGGACUGUUCAUAGUAUAUCAUGGUUUCUAGGCCAGGCUGCCUCCUCCAACUUGUUAAUAUCCUGUCUAAAAUGUGAUACCUAAACAUGAAUAACAUUGUUAUAAGAUUUUUAUAUGAGUCCAGGAGUGGGGGAUUUAUUGUGAGUAGUUUGUUGGAGAGGGAUGUUAGGGAAUCAGAAAACAAGAUUAGGAGAGGAAAUAUUUCUACUUAAAAUGGAGGGAAAUAUUCAAAUCUCUCUUCAGAAUUAUGGCAGCCUAACCCUGUGCGUAUUGAAAGCCUCACAGGUCUAGAGCAAGCCAUCAGCCCUGGUGAUACCCAUUACCACCCUUUAUUUACCCAUUAGAAUCCUGAACCAGUGAUGAGGUUCAAUGGGAAUGAUUCCUGUCCUCACAUGGCUCAACUUGAGUCCAAUCAAUUCAUACCCCACCUCCCCUGGGACUAAGGCAGCUACAUCAAUGACCAACCAGUGGACUUCUCACUUCAGCAGUUACCCCUGUUGUUCCCUUGACAAUAAACCUAAAUAAUUUGUUCA